This is a messenger RNA of Aspergillus saccharolyticus JOP 1030-1, 3216 nucleotides long. RefSeq names its product putative Rho GTPase activator Rga. The transcript has 6 exons. Bases 1 to 3216 code for a protein of 1071 amino acids. Gene Ontology annotation, cellular component: cytoplasm. The record is from RefSeq and is a predicted model, not a curated record. Gene Ontology annotation, biological process: regulation of GTPase activity; signal transduction. NCBI's taxonomy places the organism in Eukaryota, Fungi, Ascomycota, Eurotiomycetes, Eurotiales, Aspergillaceae.
AUGGAAUCUCCGGGGUAUCCUGAGUCUCCUAUGGAGCAAGAUGACAUUCCCUUUCCUUGCAAGGGCUGUGGAGAGAUACUUGAAGAGGGUAAAGCCUUUGAGCUUGCGGGCAACCGGUGGCAUAUUGAAUGUUUCUGCUGCAGUACCUGCGGCACGCUACUCGACUCGGAUGCACACCUUCUUUUGCUCGGCGAUGGAUCGUUAAUCUGCAGCAACUGUACUUACAGCUGUAGCUCCUGCGGAAACAAGAUUGAGGACCUCGCCAUUCUUACCGGCGAACAAGCCUUUUGCGCACAAUGCUUCCGCUGCCGCAACUGCAAGCGGAAGAUCGAGAACUUGCGUUAUGCCCGCACCUCGCAGGGUAUAUUCUGUAUGGAUUGUCAUGAAUCAUUGAUGCAGCGGCGGAGAAAACGAAAGGCGGCCCCAACGCGAAAACAGGGUCCUCCGGGGGUUAAAUUAGACAAGUCCCUUCCGUCUUUACCCCCAGAGGAAAUGGAACCAGUCUCGCGCGCCUCGGACGAUCAGGAUGCUUAUUCAAUGCCCAGCGGGGAUACCCCUGCGCGAGCUGCUCCCGCGCUGGACGCAGAAAGAGGCCACAGCUCAACAUCUCGUCCCACGGCAGAAAAUCAAGAUACAGAUAACCUACUUCUCCCGUCGAGUACAUACCGUAGCAAUCGUCAAUCAACUGUGCCCCCCCAUCGCGAAACAGAUGGCGGCGAGUUCCUGAUUCCCCUCGCUUUUGACCCCUCCGAAGAACAAAGAUUCCGCUCACAACCAAACUCAACGUCAGGAGGCUCGUCUCCCCAUAUCGCCUACCAGGAGAAAGGUCGUGAGCGGAAUGAUGAUGCGGCUCGCUGGCGUCAGACGGAAGCCGUCAACGGCACGUCCCGUGGUGACAGAACACCUGUCACGCGCUCAGGUUCAGUGCGUAGCUCUCGGUCGGACUUGGGAGGUCGGAAGGAAACCAGUACUUUCUCAUCGCCCAGCCCCAAGAGCACGAAGUCUACGACAACCGUGCCCAGAGACGGCUCAAUAGCAACCGUCCCAGAGAGCAUGACCACAAUCCCUACCAGACCAUCUCAUGAAUUGCGCCGACUUCACGAAACCAGUGGCUCCAUUGACUCCGCACAUUCCUUCUUGUCCUCUUCGAGUGUGCAGCCUCAUCCCAAGCGUGGAGACUCCCUUGACCGACGGUUGAACCAGGGAUCAAGGAAGGACGCGCCAUUGUCGCCUCGUGCUUCUUCACUGAGUCCGAGUGAGCAAUGGAGCGAGCGUUCAGCCGACCGCAACGGAUUCAGCAAGAGCAAUCCUCGUACAGGCGACUCCACUUGGAUGCCACGCAGCGAUGUUCAUGAACGCCCUAAGCCUCCGGCACGCCCCAACUCGGUCAGUGCUCUACAGCAAGUGGAGUCCUACCGUCCGGGAGAUGGCGCAGAUCUCGCAGUAGACGGGGAGAUUUCUCAGACCAUGGGAACUAGUGAUGGCUCCACAGCACAGAACAGCGAAUCGUUCUUGCGGCGUGUUUCUAAUUCGGUGCGUCAUGGUCGAAGCUACAGCGACAAAGGCUCUCGCCUGUCUCGCGAUGCCAAAUGGCCCCGGUCGCCCGUCAAUGGAUCUGCAGCAGUUCCUGACCUCGCCAGCCCUUCUGCAGAGGCAGCCGGGUCUGACGAGGUGACUUGGCUCCGCAAUGAGCUCCGUAAGGAGCGUCAACGGGUCUUCGAUCGGGAGCAGAAGCUGGCUGAGUUGGAGGCUAUGCUGAAUGCUAGUGCCGAGGUCAAGCAAGUCAACACCGAGCUGAACGAGAAGCGUUCUACCAUGGUGGUUCUGGACGCGCAGAAAGAGAUUGCCAUGCGCGAAUUAUCCGUGUUGACCGAGCACCUCGAGGCUGAGAAGCAUGGCAGAAGCGGUUCACUCGAUCUUAGCAAAUUGACCAACCAUGUUCUGCGAGAAUUUGUGGAGUCGAUGCAGAAGCUGAAGGACUCGUUCACCCCGCAGAUCGAGGAAUUGAUUCAGAAGCGCAAUGAUGCCGCCGAAGAACUGACCAACCUGAACCGCAUGAAAGACAAGAGCUUCCAAGAAUUUGAACAACUGUCAUCCAAAAAUGCGCAGCUUGCAGAACUCAACAACCUAUUGGUGCACCAGAUUCAGGAGCUCUACAAGGCUAACGACGGCAGCCGCGGAGCGAACGGCCUGGGUAUCUAUUCCCAUGGCAAGGAGAAGUCCCUGUCGUCCAUUGAAGCUUUAAAAGCGGCCCACAGCGACCUAGUUCCAGUCACGGCGAUCAAUUUGUCGGAAGAGGCCGAGCCAGCCACUAUUGUGCCCGGCCCCCAGGUUGUUAGUAUCCGGAAAGGACAGCCGCGUAAAUUCAACUGGAAGAAGGGUGGGCAGAACGUCGCCAAGGGUGUCACCAAGGGCCUCAAGGGCGCUUUCAUGUCAAGUGAAAACGCCACUGCCACUGAGGGAAGCCCUGGCUUGCCGCGAUCUCAGACGCAAGACCCUAGUCGUCCGGGAUUCGGGUUCUUUGGCAAUCCACGCAGCAAGCAGACGGGAGCUCGAAUGCCGACCACGGACAGCGUCCCAGCGCUCGCCGAAACCAAUCCUAAUGCUCUUUUUGGUACCGAAUUGGAGCAACGGAUGGAGCAAGAAAAGAGCAUCAUUCCCGGCAUUGUCUCGCGCUGUAUUCAGGAAGUUGAGCUACGUGGCAUGGAUAUGGAAGGCAUCUAUCGAAAAUCCGGUGCUAGCUCGGCAAUUCAGACGAUUCGCGAAGGCUUUGAGCGUUCCCCACACGAUUACGAUAUCUCUGAUCCGGACCUUGAUAUCCACGCAGUGACCUCGGCACUCAAGCAGUAUUUCCGGAAGCUGCCAACGCCCCUGAUUACGUUCGAGGUAUAUGAAAACAUCAUCGAAACUGGUGACAUCACGUCUCAGGCGAGUCGCAUUGAGGUCCUACAGAAGAGUCUUGGCGAGCUGCCACGUGUGCAUCAGGAUGUGCUUGAGUUCUUAAUCUUCCACCUGAAGCGCGUGGUUGAGCGCGAGAAAGAGAACCUGAUGACCAGCCAAAAUAUUGCUGUGGUGUUCGCCCCGACCAUCAUGCGACCGGAGAGUCUGGCACGGGAAAUGACGGAUGUGCAGAAGAAAAACGAGGUGAUGAAGUUUUUGGUGGACAACUGUCAGGAGAUCUUCAUGGGCAUGCACAACAACAACAACAGCAACUGA